CUCGAUCGCGCCUCAAAUCAUCCAUCAACUACACCCCCGCCUCGACCAGCCACCAUAACCAGCGAAGCCAAUUUCAUUACUCCCGCCGUCGCCGAUACCUACCUUAGAACCCCAAACCGACCUCGAACUCCCCCACACGCCCCAAAAAGAAAAUGGCCAACUUCCUAGCCUCCAUCUUCGGCACCGAGCAGGACAAGGUCAACUGCUCCUUCUACUACAAGAUCGGGGCGUGCCGGCACGGGGACCGGUGCAGCCGCAAGCACGUGAAGCCGUCGUACAGCCAGACGAUCCUGAUGCCGAACCUGUACCAGAACCCGGCGUUCGACCCCAAGAACCACAUGAACGCGUCGCAGCUGCAGAACCACUUCGACGCCUUCUACGAGGACAUCUGGUGCGAGAUGUGCAAGUACGGCGAGGUCGAGGAGCUCGUCGUGUGCGACAACAACAACGACCACCUGAUCGGCAACGUCUACGCCCGCUUCAAGUACGAGGACAGCGCCCAGAAGGCCUGCGACGACCUCAACUCGCGCUGGUACGCCGCGCGGCCCAUCUACUGCGAGCUCAGCCCCGUCACCGACUUCCGCGAGGCCUGCUGCCGCCUCAACAGCGGCGAGGGCUGCGUCCGCGGCGGCUUCUGCAACUUCAUCCACCGCAAGAACCCCGGCCCGGAGCUCGACCGCGAGCUGGAGCUGUCGACCAAGAAGUGGCUCAAGACGAGGCCGCGCUCCCGCAGCCCGACCAGGUCGCCGAGCCCGGAGCCGACGAGGAGGCGGUAUUAGAAGGGAAGCGGAAGAUAAUUCGUCGGUUCGUCGGUUCGUCGGAUUUGAUUGGGAAAUAUUCAGAGAAGGAAGAAGGGAGGGAACACUAUAGGGAGGCCUAUUCGUAGGCACGUCUCUUUGGUUGGCAUCAAGCGGAUCAAAAUUACCCACUGGCUUGCAACGGAGUUGAGGCGUUGGUUUAGGUACCUGCCGAGUAGGGGUUGUUUGUAAUUCAUCUUCUGUAACAAAACUAGUAGAGGACAGGGUAGCGGGCGUGGAGAAAUCGAGUCGCUUCCAUGUUUUGUGGCGGAUUCCGUAUCCCAAAUGUUGGUUAGCAUUGGUGUAUGAACCGUAGACGACACACGCAGCACACAUCAG
This is a messenger RNA of Chaetomium fimeti, 1136 nucleotides long. RefSeq lists its product as uncharacterized. Gene Ontology annotation, cellular component: spliceosomal complex; U2AF complex. The coding region runs from base 153 to 779 and encodes 208 amino acids. NCBI's taxonomy places the organism in Eukaryota, Fungi, Ascomycota, Sordariomycetes, Sordariales, Chaetomiaceae. Gene Ontology annotation, molecular function: metal ion binding; pre-mRNA 3'-splice site binding. The transcript has a single exon. Gene Ontology annotation, biological process: mRNA splicing, via spliceosome. The record is from RefSeq and is a predicted model, not a curated record.